Molecule: messenger RNA, 2066 nt
Organism: Portunus trituberculatus (swimming crab)
Lineage: Eukaryota; Metazoa; Arthropoda; Malacostraca; Decapoda; Portunidae
Product: transmembrane protein 208-like
Biological process (GO): vacuolar protein processing
Cellular component (GO): intracellular membrane-bounded organelle
Source: RefSeq, a predicted model, not a curated record
AUGGGGGUGCAGAAAGGCAAGCAGGGGACAAAGGGCACCAAGCAGAUCAUGCAGGAGAACACAGACACCCUUGCCUUCUACAGGAACAUGAUACUGGCCUGUGCCAUCUACAUCAUCACUGGACUUGUUUUCUUCAAUGGCUUUCCAACGCUGGAUGUGACGCUGGUGGUGCUGGCGGUGGUGGUGCUGGCCGGCUGCUACCACUUUAUGUCAAGCAUGGCCAAACCCAAGCUGGCCGCUGAUGGCUCUGUGCUGGACGAAGGCUGUGACCUUAACAUUGAAGGGGGCAUUGCUGAGCAUGUAAAGGACUUGGUGAUCCUGACGUCUGGUACAAUGAUGCUGGCGACCCUCUCCUCCUACUUCUGGCUCCUGUUGCUGCUGGCUCCAUGUCGCGGGGGGCAGAUGCUGUGGACCAAUAUCCUUGGGCCAUGGUUCUUCCAGGAGGCCGAACCACAGCAGGAGGAACGCGUGCUGGACAAGAGGCAGAGGAAGAUGGAGAGGCGGAACAAAUACCGCUAGUGUUCCGUUCCAUCGAAGUUUAUUUUGUUUCAUUUUGUUGGUAAUUUUUUCCUUUGGGUUUUGAGUGUGUGUGUGUGUGUGUGUGUGUGUGUGUGUGUGUGUGUGUGUGUGUGUGUGUGUGUGUGUGUGUGUGUGUGUGUGUUUGGUUCUUUGUGGUUCUUCGGAUUGUUAGAGUAAGUUGCAUUUGGUUUGGUUUAGCCUCUGUGUGUGUGUGUGUGUGUGUGUGUGUGUGUGUGUGUGUGUGUGUGUGUGUGUUGUUAUUUUGUUAUGGUUAUAGCUUGUUCAAUGUGCUACUGAUGUGUUCAGACCUGUGUGUGUGUAUGUGUCAGAUAUGUACAGGAGUGUGUGUGUGUGUGUGUGUGUGUCAUCAUAAGGGGUCAUCGUUCACAACUAACGAUCCUAAGACAAGAUUAAUUCAUUGUCUUCCUUUAAUUAUCCAUGACCUGAUUAACAAGAGUAAUUAAUAACACCUUUUCUAACUAAACCUUCCAUAGCCUUACUAUUAACAAACCUCUGUAGAUAUUUCUCUGAUUUAUCUCUAAUUUCACAACCUCUUAACAAAAUCUAAGUCUUUCUCUGCUAUUUGGUGUUUUUUUCAUUGAUUUAUAACUAUUCUUAAUCCUUCAAUCUACAGUCAGGUAUUAAAGAAAUAUAUUUUUAAAUUUAACAAACCUCUAUAGAUGUUUAUGUUAUUUAUCUAAUUUCAUAACCUCUUAACAAAAUUUAAGUCGUUUUCUGUUAUUUUGGUGCUUUCAUUAAUUUUAUCUUCUCUCUAUUCCUUCUCUUCUAUUUUCUCCUCCUCUUCUUCUUCUUCUUCAGUUACUUCCUCUUCUGUACCUUCUCCUUCUUCUCCUCCUCCUUCUCUCCCUCUCUUCAUUCUCUUCUUCUAUCUCUUCUUCAAUUACCUCUUCUUCUAUCUCUCCUCCUCCUCCUUAAUCUUUCAAUCUACAGUCAGGUAUUAAAGAAGUAUAUCUUUUAAUCUAACAAACCUCUAUAGAUAUUUAUGUUAUUUAUCAAAUUUCACAAACUCUUAACAAAAUCUAAGUUGUUCUUUGUUAUUUUGGUGCUUUUUUCAUUAAUUUAUAAGUAUUCUGAGACAUUUUUCAAUUUACAGUCAAGUAUUACAAAAGCACAUCUUUUUAAUCUAAUAAACCUGUAUAGAGUUUUCUCUGAUCUAAUUUCAUAUGUUAUCUAAGUCUUUCUCUGUUAUUUUGGUGCUUCUUUCAUUAACUUCUAACUAUUCCCACACAUCUUUCUAUCAACAGUCAGGUAUUACAGAAUCUUAUCUUAUCUAACAAACCUCUAUAGACAUUUCUCUUAUUUAUAUAAUUUCACAAUCUAUUAACAAAUUCUAAGUCUUUCUCUGCUAUUUGGUACAUCUUUCAUUAAUUUCUAACUAUUCCCAGAUAUCUUUUAAUCAACAAUCAAAUAUUACUGAAUCAUAUCUUUUUAAUCUCUGUUCCUUGUUGUCAGUGCAUAAUAAGAUUUCGUUUAUAAAUUCUAGCAAUGUUUUUUUCUACCAUGUUACAGUGAAGGAGUUAAGAAAU